Molecule: messenger RNA, 905 nt
Organism: Alosa alosa (allis shad)
Lineage: Eukaryota; Metazoa; Chordata; Actinopteri; Clupeiformes; Clupeidae
Product: transcription factor HES-5-like
Exons: 3
Coding region: 56-646 (196 amino acids)
Biological process (GO): regulation of transcription by RNA polymerase II; regulation of neurogenesis; anterior/posterior pattern specification
Cellular component (GO): nucleus
Molecular function (GO): DNA-binding transcription factor activity, RNA polymerase II-specific; protein dimerization activity; RNA polymerase II cis-regulatory region sequence-specific DNA binding
Source: RefSeq, a predicted model, not a curated record
CAGAACUCUGCAAGCGACUAACAUAACGCAUUGACAUUGAAAACAAACAAAAAAUAUGAAAGGGAUUUCGGUAAAGCGCAUGGGCAGCGCCAAAGCAUCCAGAAAGCUCCUGAAACCAGAGGUAGAAAAGUUUCGAAGAGGGAGAAUAAACAGCAGCCUGGAGAGACUGAGGAUGAUGCUGCUGCACUGGCCUGACCAUCAGGGUUUGGCAAGUAAAAGAGUGGAGAAGGCUGAGAUCCUGGAGCACACAGUCACAUUUAUGAAGCGCCACGGUGGCAAACAGGGAGGAGGCAAAGAGCACCACUUCAGGGAUGGUUACGCUGCCUGCCUGCAGAAGGCUGCAGAUUUCCUGAGAGACAACGGUUCGAAUGGAGACCAGAAGGGAGACGAGGCACAGAGGAGGGCAUUUGCUGUCCAGCUCACUCACCUGGACACCUGCACUUUCACUGCCACCUCAGUCCCCACACUCCACUUGACCAGGUGUGGGGCGCCACCUGAUCUGACCCAGCAUCAGUGGCCAGGGCUGUUGGCUCUUAAUGGACAGAGACACUCCAGUUUGCCAAAGUUGUGUCCCAGAGUUCACUCUGCCAAGAUUCUGUCCCCACCCCUCAUUAACACUCAUGCCUUAUGGAGACCAUGGCCCUGAGGGAAUAGACCAUUUGGAAGAAUGGAAAUUGUUUAAAAAUGUGUGUAAAUAUGCCUUAUAUAUGUGUAAAUACUUGUACAUACUUGACAUAGAAAAUAAUAUUGUAUUCAAUAUCAAACAAUACCUACAGCACUUAAAUUUGAAGGAUUUGAAAUUGUAUGGGUUUUUUUUUCAUAAUGUUGAGAAUUAAUAACUUUCAGUUCUUGAAAUGCUUAUUUUGUCAUGUCAACAGCAAAAUAAAAACGUUAUCUAAACACAA